Penicillium chermesinum is the source of this 1257-nucleotide messenger RNA. RefSeq lists its product as uncharacterized. The transcript is spliced from 2 exons. The coding region runs from base 1 to 1257 and encodes 418 amino acids. The record is from RefSeq and is a predicted model, not a curated record. NCBI's taxonomy places the organism in Eukaryota, Fungi, Ascomycota, Eurotiomycetes, Eurotiales, Aspergillaceae.
AUGGCGACCACUCCACCUCCUCCAUCGCCAUCUGCGCUGAGGAUGCCUGCUGCACCACUGCAUGGCUCUGGAUAUGACACCUUCGAGCCCUACCCAACGCGAUCUUCAGCAAGACUGGCCAGCCAACGCGCGUCAAGGAAGGAGACAACCCCACCAAACCCAGGGUCACCCAGUACGCGAAUCGGAUCACCAAAGAAAGGACGAAGGACCGGAGAAACAGCUUUAUCCACACCCUCUGGCUCCAGCUCAACCAACCAGCGACGCGGAAAGGCUAUGGCUUCUCUGAUGAGUAGUGAAUGCAGCAACUCUCAGUUUGGAUUUUCUUCUUCGUCCCGUGCCUCUACAAGCCACCCUCUUCCCACACCUGCAAAGACUCCUUCCAAGAAAAGCACCCCAUCCAACUUUUCUUCCACUUCGCGCACACUGUUCCCUUCAGCCAGCAAAAUGGGUCGACGUCGUACUCCCUUUGCUCUGGAGUGUUUCGCCGACGAUCCCGCAUUCUCCAACAAUAUCGAGAUAUUCACUGAUUCUCGCGACCGUAUCCCUGAGGCGUCCACUGAUCAAUCAAACCCUUUCAGUGCUGCACCUGCUGAAAUGCCCAAGACUCCUGCACGUCGUAAGCCUUCCCCUCGUCGCGAGGGCCGUGUGACCCGUGCCGCACAGAGGGAGAUGGAUCUGGAGAGUAAUGAAUCCAUGAACUUCAUGUUCCGUGGCAAGCGUGUCAUUCGAAAGAUGGUUGAGGAUGAGGAAACCGACUCUGAUGACCCCAACGGCUUGAGUCUGUUCUUGUCACGCCCGGAUCUCUUGCCUGACUCUGAGGUCCUGAAUGACCUCAAGCCUCUGCGUGCCGAGGAUGUCAAACCCCGCAUGCUCUGGGAGCGCAAGGAUAAGCCUCGCAAGCAGAGUACCAGCUAUGAGGAGUCUCUGGAAGACGCCGCGACUGAUGAUGAAGAUAUCUUCAAUCUAGAUCCAAAGUCUCCUGCUCCUACUUCCCUUGAUCUGCAGAAUGCCCCUGGUGCACGUACGCUUUCUGAUGGACGCUUUGGCACCCCUGAGGAAACUCCUUCCGGAGCCAAGCAAGCGGCGACCGCGACCGAUACUCAACCCAAACGCCCCUUCGCCAACUGGAUGCGCAAGAAGAACCCUGAUGACAUCUCUCCUGCCACCACACCUGUCAAGCGUGGACCUAGUGAUGAUAUGGCCAACCCAGUCGACGUCCCUUCGUCCAAGCGAACCCGGGCAGGUGGACGCCGUUAG